AUGUCCGGGUUAGAGAUCCCAGGCUUCAUCGUCGGAUUGAGCGGACGCAUAGCAGUUGCAGAGAAGGGUCUCGUAAUCUGGCGGAGCAUCGGCGUUGCUAACGUCUUUGGACCCAACGUUGUCGAAGAUGUCGCGAAGCUUAGCAUGGAGUACUAUCGCUUUGAGGCCUGGACAAACGCUGUCAGCUUCCUUCUUACUGCGCAAAAGCGAUCGCAGUCGAAGCCCACUGCUCUUGGAAUGCUGUCCUCUUUCCUUGAGCCAGCAGCCCCAACAACCAAUAUACACGACGCCCUGCUAAGGCAACACUAUGUCAUGUUUCGCGAAACCCAUAUUUACUCUGUCGUGAAGUUCUGCGAGUAUCGACAGGAAUUUCAACAAGAAAUGGAUAUUGAGCCUUUGACAUAUCUUCCCACUCACGAUGAUGUUGGUUCACAGCGACUUCAAGACGAUAAUCAUCUGUACGUGCCCGCCCGAAGGGCCGAUGGUACCAUCUUAGAAGGGGUUCGACAGGGGCGUUACAGCAUUGCCAUGGCUCAUAGCUUUGACUGGGGUAUCGUCUUGAAGGCCCAUCGCCCUGGUCAUACAUAUAUUGCUGAUGACCUGCGAUCUGGACCACUUUACAUGAUUGGCCUGAUCACAGAAGACGGCUGGGUCGCAAGUGCGCUCAAGGACUCUGAACAAGAAUGGAACAACACUAAUCAUCUCCUCGCACUCCCAUCACUGAAGUCUAGAAAGCAACAAUUUCCGGUCCUCGUUCAAAUUGACGUCGUUGCCCGUAUCCACGUUUGGUGUUCCGGGAAGGAGUCGGCCAAAGAGCUCAAAGCGCCAAGAGGCACGCUGAAUGCGGUAUAUCUCGAUGGGAUGCGCAGGGAAUCGCCAACGGUAUGGUGUAACAGUGAGACGUUGCAGAUAGGAAUCACUUGCUGGAGAGCGAAUCCGAUUGUCCUUCCAGUCAAAUGA
This is a messenger RNA of Letharia lupina, 960 nucleotides long. RefSeq lists its product as uncharacterized. The coding region runs from base 1 to 960 and encodes 319 amino acids. The transcript has 3 exons. The record is from RefSeq and is a predicted model, not a curated record. Lineage: Eukaryota; Fungi; Ascomycota; Lecanoromycetes; Lecanorales; Parmeliaceae.